This is a messenger RNA of Photinus pyralis (common eastern firefly), 1932 nucleotides long. Its product is annotated as alpha-(1,6)-fucosyltransferase-like. The transcript has 5 exons. NCBI's taxonomy places the organism in Eukaryota, Metazoa, Arthropoda, Insecta, Coleoptera, Lampyridae. Bases 1258 to 1932 code for a protein of 224 amino acids. The record is from RefSeq and is a predicted model, not a curated record.
AAAACGCAGUUUCGCAGUGCAGAAGUUGAUGCGGUUUGUCCGUUUACGAAAGAAGUUACGUUGUCGUUGGAAAAGCAGUUCGUAGUGCAUAACUAGACAUUGUUAGAAGGUUAUUUUGUUUAAUAAAAGUCAAAGUGUCAAAGAUAAACACGUGUUAUCGUAAGCAGAUGUUAAUUAUUUUGAAGACGCAGUAUUUGGUUAAGUGGGGACUUUUGGUCAAGCCUCUUUGGUGAUGGACGUUUCAAACGUAGCCGUUUGUUUUGGUAUAUACUACCGUGUUUGAGCGUAUUUGAAAAGGCAGUCUGUCUUGUUUAAUUGUAAAGUUGCGUUGAAGAAAGCUAAAGAUUGUUUUCGCCGUGCUAAAAUUGGUUAUACAGCGUUUGUCACUGAAGAGAAGCCUUUUUUAAGGCUUUCAAGUGUUCCGGUGAUUCAUAGAGUCCAAAUUACGACCCUGAUAAGAGUUAAGUGCACUCCGCUUCGCGUCGUGCCACUACUCGUUGCGCGUGCUUUAAAGACUUGCUUAUACACUUGUAUCUUAAUAUACUAUUAAAGGUUCUGUUAGUACCUGCACUAGUUGGACAAAUGCGCUUGUGGGUGGUUUAAGUGACAGUUUGCCAUUAUACAUGGCAAUAUGUAACAGUUUAUAGUGAUCAUCACUUGAUGUUCCGUUAUCAAUUUUAAAAUCGCUUAAAAAUAAAAUGUAGUAUACAAUUGAGGGUUCGUAAAAAAAUGGGGUUGGAGUGAAUUAUGUAUCUUAGUAUCUCUGUCCACUCCGAAACUCAUUUGACAAACAUGAGGUCGCAAAAACUGCAGUGUAGCUUUUACUGAUCCUGGAGAAGAUUUUUUCCCGAUCUUAUUUCUACCACCUGCCAUUUGGUCAAUUGUUGGCGCGCUGUAUAUUCGAUUUAUAUUUUCUUUACAUUUGUACCCUACCAAGAGGUAUUAACAUUAAAUGGAAGCAUUGAUUAACGUAGUACAUAAACAUUAAUGACUCCCUCAUCUUAGUAUCUAGAAACAGCUGGAUUAUUUAUCCAAGAUUACAUUGUGUAGUUAGUGAUUGUAAUAAAGGUAGGCUUUAUCAGCAGAGUAUAUGUGACUGUUAAAUAUCGUUGUACAGCUAAUUUUAUUCGCACGCUGCCUCUAGGAAAAUGUGUACAUCUGAAUGUUUAUUUAAUGUGCAUCGACGAGUAAACACAAUUAACCGCUUCAGUUGCUUGCUUUACUGUUGACUCUUUGCCAUUUUAGUGUUAGUGUACAAUGGUGGCUCGAAUAUUUCUUGAAGGACAACGCUUAUCAAAUUCCUUUGUACAGUGGAAACGUCGCUGGGUGCUUUUUUCGUUAUUUAGCGUUUUUGUAGUAUUAUGCCUCCUUUUGGAAAACACACAGGAACCUGCUACUGCCAUAUACAUCGACCGUUUAAGUAGCGCACAGUCCCUUUUAGUGGAAUUGCAGAGGCGCAACCGGCAACUUCUGAAGAUAUUGAGAGAUUUUGAAAAGAUUGACAUUACUAUCGAUAAAGAAGGGACGCUACACGACCUAGAAGAACGUCUAGAGAUACUUUCCUCGUCAAAUGGAAGUAAAGUUCCCUUAAAGAGACCCUCCACAGAGUACCAACAUUUGCAAAGACAUAUAAAAAAUAAUAUUAACGAGUUUUGGUAUUUCGUAAAGGCACAACUCCAAAAAAUGAAAUCGGAAGCUGCGGAAUCACUAAAACCGACUUUGGAUGACAUCUUAGCGAUGGCACUAGAUCAUACGCAGGCUCUGUUAAGCGAUAUUGAUGAAGUGAUACAGAAGGAUGGUUACAAGGACUGGAGACGAGCCGAAAGCGACGAUUUAUCUGGAUUAGUGUGGCGACGAUUCAAUUAUUUACAAAAUCCCCGGAAUUGCAAAACAGCAAAUAAAUUAAUUUGCCAUGUUGAACAGUCCUUCUAA